Macadamia integrifolia is the source of this 1203-nucleotide messenger RNA. Its product is annotated as bidirectional sugar transporter SWEET4-like. The transcript is spliced from 6 exons. The record is from RefSeq and is a predicted model, not a curated record. Gene Ontology annotation, cellular component: membrane. Gene Ontology annotation, biological process: carbohydrate transport. Gene Ontology annotation, molecular function: sugar transmembrane transporter activity. Bases 132 to 1007 code for a protein of 291 amino acids. Lineage: Eukaryota; Viridiplantae; Streptophyta; Magnoliopsida; Proteales; Proteaceae.
UCCCUUGCAAACUCAGCUACCCCCCUGGGGUCAUGAACAACCACUUGAUUCUACAUGUUAAUUAACAAUCACCACCAUGGUUAAAGAACACCUAAUCAUCAUUUAAAGACCCAAUAAGAAAAAUUGUGUUGAUGGUUUUGUGUUGCACCAUAUUGUUUGAUGCAAUCAGUCCCAUUCUUCUUCAUCAUAAGCUCUUGCUUCCAAUCAUGGUUUCUGCAGAAGUUGCUCGGACCACGGUUGGCAUCUUAGGCAACAUAACUUCUCUGAUCUUGUUCUUGUCACCACUGCCAACUUUUAUUCAAAUAUGGAAGAAAGGUUCAGUUGAGCAGUUCUCUCCAGCACCAUAUUUAGCCACUCUUCUGAAUUGCAUGAUAUGGUUGGUCUAUGGGUUGCCACUAGUACACCCUCAUAGUAUGCUAUUGAUAACCAUUAAUGGAUCUGGGUGUCUGAUAGAACUCACAUUUGUGCUUCUCUUCCUCUUCUACUCUGAUGGGAGAAAGAGGUUCAGAGUGCUUGUAAUGUUGAUGUUAGAGUUUGCAUUUGUUGCCUCGGUCGCCAUUCUUGUCCUGACUCUGUCACACACCAUUUCCCGCCGCUCUCUUGUAGUUGGAAGUGUUUGUGUCUUCUUUGGGACAUUGAUGUAUGCAGCACCCUUAGCAGUCUUGAAAUUGGUGAUUACCACUAGAAGCAUAGAGUACAUGCCAUUCUUCCUCUCCCUUGCCUCCUUUGUCAAUAGCAUUUGCUGGACUGCUUAUGCUGUCAUCCGUUUCGACCUCUUUAUCACAAUUCCAAACAGUCUAGGAAUUCUCUUUGGGCUGGUGCAGCUGAUAUUGUAUGGCAAGUUCUAUAAAUCCACACAAAGACAGAUAGAGGCAAGGAAGCGGCAGGGGAAAGGUGACAUGGGGCUGCCAGAAGUGGUUCUCAUCCAAGACUCCAAGAAGAUGAUCAUCAACAACCCAACUCAACAAAAUGGUUAUCUUGUUUCUGAGACACCUGGGCAGCCAUGAUAUAUUUUGAUUAACGUUUGGUUGAUCACACUACUAUAACACAAAAACUCUAAAUCAAUAUUGUUGGGUCACUAAUUCCAUAAAGUUGGUUUCUUCUAUAGAGUUUCUUUUGUUGCUUUGCUUACUCAAUUCCUCCAUAUGCAACCCUUACCAUCUCUAAUUUCUAUUAAUAAGAACAUGCAAUUUUUUCUUUUUC